Frankliniella occidentalis (western flower thrips) is the source of this 1841-nucleotide messenger RNA. It is a transcript of the gene Dip-B, whose product is annotated as putative aminopeptidase W07G4.4. The record is from RefSeq and is a predicted model, not a curated record. NCBI's taxonomy places the organism in Eukaryota, Metazoa, Arthropoda, Insecta, Thysanoptera, Thripidae. The transcript is spliced from 12 exons. Gene Ontology annotation, cellular component: cytoplasm. The coding region runs from base 183 to 1736 and encodes 517 amino acids. Gene Ontology annotation, molecular function: metalloaminopeptidase activity; manganese ion binding. Gene Ontology annotation, biological process: proteolysis.
AACUCCCCUCUCGUGACUUAAAUCCCUACUUAACUGGCCAAAGCCCAACCGGCAAGUUUGCCAGUCACAGCUGUUGCUUGAUCCUCUGACAGUCUAACGCUGGAGGCAGCAGACUGAAGUUAGACCGAGCAGCGGCCAGACCUUUGGACUUGGACGCAUCAGGCGUCCGCGUCAAGUGAAAUAUGGCGCAGAACUUGUAUAAACCUUCUGUGGCCAAAGCAGAGGAAAAUCUGCAAUCCACUGAAUAUGAUGGAGUUGUACUUGUGUCUCACUUGCCGCCAGGACAACAGCCAGCUCCAUUUGGAAGUAUUUUGGCAGAAGCAUCAAAGAUUGACGAGUCCCUGGCAUCAGUAGGGGGAGUGUUUGGAGUAAAUCUUCCCUCAAAACGGUUCAUCUAUGCUCCAACUGGACCCAUUUGUCCUGACUAUGAUGAUGUCCGAAGUUUUGCAGAUGCAGCCAAGAAAGGUAUUUGCAGAGCUUUGAAAGCAGGUGUGAAGUGUCCUCUCCUAAUUGUUCCCUCUUAUGAUAAAUUCAAACAAGUGGAGUUGGUGACAGUCCUUGGUGCUCUAGAAGCACUUUAUGUGCCUAUUAUGGUGAGAGAGGAUGCGCCUAAGAAAGUGGUCAAGCCUGUCAAGUUAGGCGUCUGGCUGGAAGACAAGAGUCGCACUAACACAGCUGUGACUUUGGCCAAUGCUAUUGAAGCUGGCAGGUUUGUGGCUCGCGACAUUGGAGGUGGAGAUCCAGAGCGUAUGGCUCCUCCGCAAGUGGAAAAUUAUGUUUUGAAUGCAUUUGGUAAUGGGUCAGGGAUAAAAGUAGAGGUCUUGAAAGGAACAGAAUUUUUUGAGAAGGAAUAUCCUCUUUUUGCUGCUGUCAACAGGGCUGCCAGUGUUAUUGAGCGUCAUCAAGGCAGGAUUAUUUUCCUCACAUAUGAGCCCCAGGAUAGAAAGAAUGUUAAAGAUACCCUUAUGUUUGUUGGCAAGGGUGUGACUUAUGACACUGGUGGUGCUGACAUCAAAGCGGGUGGAGUCAUGGCAGGGAUGUCUCGUGACAAAUGUGGAGCUGCUGCAGUUGCUGGUUUCAUGAAGGUUGUGGAAGAAUUAAAGCCUCAACAUGUUAAAGUUGUGGCAGCACUAUGUAUGGUGCGCAAUAGUGUUGGUGAAAACUGCUACGUAUCUGAUGAAGUUGUGACUGCACGGUCUGGGGCACGUAUUCGUGUUGGAAAUACAGACGCUGAAGGGCGGAUGGCCAUGGCAGAUGCUUUGUGUAGGAUGAAGGAGUUAGCCUCUGGAAAUCCAAACCCUCGACUGUUCACUGUUGCCACACUCACUGGACAUGCUGUCUUAGCUGUUGGAGAAGGUUAUUCUAUUGUUCAAGAUAAUGGUCCAGCCCGAGAUGAAGGGAAUGCUCGGAAACUUCAGGAUGCUGGUGCUGUUGUUGGUGAUCCCUUCGAGAUUAGUACAAUGAGAAGAGAGGAUUUAGCUUUCCAUAGAGCCCAAAGUGAGGGAGAUGAUUUGUUGCAAUGCAACAAUGCACCCUCAUCACGUACUAAGCGUGGUCAUCAGACACCAGGAGCAUUCCUUCUAUUGGCUUCAGGAUUGGAAAAGCAUGGUCUGAGUUCUGAUCUUCCCCUGAAGUAUUCUCAUCUUGACAUUGCUGGAUCUGCUGGCGACUUGCCUGCUGAACCUACAGGAGCACCAAUUGCAGCUCUUGCUGCUCGAUUUGUUCUUACAUUGUAAAGCAAUCCAUGAUUUAACUAUUUUAUACGCAGUAUAUCAAUGAAAUGUUUUUGUAUGCAUAUUUUAACAUGGGAAGGAAAUCAUUAAACCAAUUUUAUAAAUGUU